Messenger RNA from Nicotiana attenuata, 1457 nucleotides. Its product is annotated as GDSL esterase/lipase At4g16230-like. Bases 50 to 1177 code for a protein of 375 amino acids. NCBI's taxonomy places the organism in Eukaryota, Viridiplantae, Streptophyta, Magnoliopsida, Solanales, Solanaceae. The transcript has 4 exons. The record is from RefSeq and is a predicted model, not a curated record. Gene Ontology annotation, molecular function: hydrolase activity, acting on ester bonds.
AAAGGAUGAAAAAAACACAAGGGAAAUAAACAAGUCGAAUUGCAUUAUUAUGUCUCAUCAAAAGCAAAAAACUCCAAUUCUUCUCAUCUUAAGCUUCUCUUUGUUUGCUCAUCUUUUAUCUCCAUGCAACUGUGAAUGCAAAUUUGGCGCAUCAGGCACAAAAAUACAAGGGAUGAUGGUAUUUGGCAGCUCAUUAGUUGAUAAUGGGAACAACAAUUUUAUUGAAAAAACAAAAGCAAAAGCAAAUUACUUGCCUUAUGGAGUAGAUUAUGUAAGGGGACCAAGUGGUAGAUUUACAAAUGGGAAGAAUGUGAUUGAUCUUAUUGGUGAGAAACUAAAGCUUCCUCAAAUUCCAACAUUUAAAGAUCCAGAAACUAAAGGAAGUUGCAUUGUUCAUGGUGUUAACUUUGCUUCUGGUGGUUCUGGCAUUCUUGAUGAAACUGGUGCUGUUUCUGGGGAAGUGAUGAGCUUAAAUGAACAAAUCAGAAACUUAGAGAAUGUGACAUUGCCUGAGUUGGAAGUACAGCUGGGAUGCAAUGCCAAAGAAGCACUGGGAAAUUACCUGUUUGUUGUGGGAAGUGGAGGCAAUGAUUUUUCACUCAACUACUUCUUGAACUUCCCCAACAACAAUGCCACUCUUCCAGAUUUCAUUUCUAAGUUGAUCAAUGCUCUCUCUCACCAGAUCCAGAGGUUGUACGACUUGGGAGCAAGAAAAUUUGUGGUAAUGUCAUUAUAUCCGAAUGGGUGCAGUCCAAUGGUUAGGGCAAGAAUUCCCAUUCCCAUGCCCGACUGCGUACAAACAAUAAAUGUACCUCUACGUCUUUACAACAAUAACUUAAGGAGCUUGGUCGAUGAGAUGACGCAAAAAAUGCCUGGUUCUAAACUAGUCUAUGUUAAUGUUUACAAGAUCAUUAGGGAUAUCAUACGAACUCCUACUCAACAUGAUUUUAAUGAUACAAGGCAUUCUUGUUGUGAACUUACAACAAUAAAAGAAGGUGGGACUGAGACUUUGUGCAAAACCGGAGGGAAUGUUUGUUCAAUGAGGAGCAAAUAUGUGUGGUUUGAUGGGUUGCAUCCCACAGAAGCAGUGAAUGUUGUGCUUGCUAACAAGGCCUUUGCUUCCGAUCUUCAAGAUGAAGUCUACCCUACAAAUGUUAAAAACCUCGCAGAACAAUAAUACAUGGCUUUUCAUGUUCUAAUUCUCUUAGACUAUGUAGAACUUACUAGCGUAUAAAUGUAUUUUUAGUACGAUGAUUGCAGUAUGUAGGACCCUUUUUUUCUUUUGCAUAACACAAGUUUUUAGAGUUUGCCCCUUGCAAAUGUUCUUUUAGUUCUCGCAAUAAGUUUUAUGUUAAGACGUAAGAGAUCAAUAAUGCAAAACACAGAAGACCAUUGUAGCCAUUUCUUUUAUUCAUAUUGUGACUAGUUAUUUUGUAAUAUUUCCUCGUUAUUGAGAA